CGCGGGCGGCUCCGUGGCGUUUCCUGCCACGCCGGGCCUGCCGGACCGCGCCGGCGCCGCUCUGCCGAGGACGGUGCGUCGGUCGUCGCCCGCCCUGGUGGGACCUUCCCUGCCGACUAAUCGCUUGGAAUUGUUCUAUGACACAAUGAGUCAUCCCUGUGUGUCUCUUUUGGCUCCACCUGCUCCCCAAGGGCUUGCCAUUCCCCAGGAUGGAGCCCCAGGAAACCAGGUCCUGGCAGUCCCUCUUGAGAUGCCUGAGGCCCAGGAUUUGGUGACAUUUGAUGAUGUGGCGUGGUACCUCACCAAAAGGGAGUGGUUGAGGCUGGACCCUGAGCAGAGGGCGCUGGCGUAUUACGGGAAUGUGACCUCCGUGGGAGUUCCUGUUUUGAAUCCUGCCUUGGUCUCUCACCUGGCUCAGGGACAAGUGCUGUCGGUAUCAGACCCAUCCCUCAACACAGAUCGAGCUCAGCACUCUGAAAGCACUUCGCUGACCCAGCACCAGGUGAUGGGGGAAGACGCCCAGCCACAGGAGAUGGCCUCCACGAGCUCCCCGAGGGCCAGCGACCCCAGCGCUGAGGUCAAACAGAACGGGGACACGGCGGGGAGGGAAGGGGGCCCACAGAGUCUGCCCAUGAAACAUCACUUUGCGUGCAAAGAGUGUGGGGAUACCUUUCGGCUCAAAGUGCUGCUUGUUCAGCACCAGAGAAUCCACAAUGAGGAGAAGGGCUGGGAGUGCGGCGACUGCGGGAAGGUCUUCAGGGGGGUGGCAGAGUUUAACGAGCACCGGAAGAGCCAUGUGGCUGCAGAGCCCCGACCUGGCCCCAGCCGGGCCCUGGAGGAUGCGGUGGAGAGGAGGGAGCAAAUGGAGAGGGAGGCGAAGCCUUUCGAGUGUGAGGAGUGCGGGAAAAGGUUCAAGAAGAACGCGGGCCUCAGCCAGCACCUGCGGGUCCACAGCAGAGAGAAGCCCUUCGCUUGCGAGGAGUGCGGGCGCGCCUUCAAAGUCGACAGCCACCUCCUGCGCCACCAGAAGCUCCACGUCUCGGAGAAGCCCUUCGCCUGCCGGACCUGCAGCCGGGAGUUCCUGGACCGCCAGGAGUUUCUCAAGCACCAGCGCGUGCACAGUGGCCACCAGCCCUUCGACUGUGACGACUGCGGCAAGUCCUUCCGAGGCGUCAGCGGCCUGGCCGAGCACCAGCGCAUCCACAGCGGGGCCAAGCCCUACGGCUGCCCGCACUGCGGCAAGCUGUUCCGGCGCAGCUCGGAGCUCACCAAGCACCGGCGCAUCCACACGGGCGAGAGGCCGUACGCGUGCGGCCAGUGCGGCAAGGCGUUCCGCCAGAGCUCCAGCCUGCUGGAGCACGCGCGCAUCCAUAGCGGUGAGCGGCCCUACGCCUGCGGCGAGUGCGCCCGCGCCUUCCGCGGGCCCUCCGACCUCAUCAAGCACCGGCGCAUCCACAGCGGCCUGCGGCCCUACGAGUGCGACCAGUGCGGCAAGGCCUUCCGCAGGAGCUCCGGCCUCAGCCGCCACCGGCGCGUGCACGGCGGCACCGGGCGCUGCGAGUGCAGCGAGUGCGGCCGCGUGUUCAAGAGGCGCGGGGCGCUGCAGAAGCACCAGCCCAGCCACCGCGACUAGUCCGGCCCGGCAGCCAAAGGAGAUGAACGGUUCUGUAGCGCUUCUGUAUCUUCUCGGCCCAGAGGGUGACGCUGAUUUCCACUGCCACCAGCAAUGUAUAAGUGUCCGCGUUUCCCGUUACGCUCCUCGAGAGCAGCUGUUGCCAUGUUAACCUACUUGUGGCUCGUUGAACUGAACUGGCGGAAAGGACUGUCAAGGCAUUUAAACCCACAUGCCUUGAAUCCGAGAAGGAGAGGAGAGAGAUCCGGCUGGGGGUGCACAAGGGGCUCGGAGGUUGUUUACUCCAGCCACACCUACCCCGAGACACACACACACAGAGCCACUCAGCAGUGACAUCACCAUAAUGUGAUCCCAGCUUUCCCGAAGGGAAGAUUGCCCCAAAGUUUUUUGGCCUACUUGAAUUUAUAAAUUUUUAGGGAUGUAAAUAGAACACUCAAAUGUCUUAUAAUAUUUAAUUUAUUAAUUUAGUUAUGCAUACAUAUUGUAAAUCACAUAUUAUAUAGAAUAAUAUAUUAAUUUAGAAAGUACCCUCUUUUUGCCACGCUCUGUUUCCUGAAAUCAUUUUAUUCUAACUCCUCACGUGCAUUUUUGACCUCAGCAUCUUCACCGACAUGGGAGCCCCCUUUGAGUCCUCAGACAGUUUCAUGUACAUCCAUUCGCUUCCAUCCAGACUGUGUGCAGUAGCACUGUGACAAUCCCUGCAUGAGGCUCUCACUAGACGUUUCCUCCCAGGCCAUAUGAACAGAUUCACAUAACAUUAGAAUAAUUCUUUUUUUUAAGUUUGUCCUGUAACUCUGCAACAUAACCACUUAAGGUGGUGCUUUUUCAAAUGACCUUUAAAAGACUUUUUAAAAAGCAUCUAAAACUUGUCAUUGUGAAGUCAUACUCCCAGUAAUAAUUACCGAAUCUGGGUUAAAUGUCUUCUGUGUCCUUUUUUCUUAAACCAAUUUGCUUUGGUGACUCCUAUACAUAUCCAAAACUAGCUUCGACUGUGGUUGUUUCAGGCUAAUGGGUCUUGUCCCCAAACAGCACUAUUUGGUUCAAAAUAAAGUAGUUGAGAGAGCAUCUCCUUAAUAAGACAGACGUCUCAAGGACUCAAGUGUAGGUGACACCUCCUCUUUGGGAACAAGAGCCUCUCUUCAUAUGAGCCCUCCAUCUCCAGCUCUGUAACCCGGGGGUGAUCACAGUACCUACCUCCUAGCUUAUCACGAGGACUGCUGUCGUGUCUGCAGAGCGCUGGGCACGCCAGCCUGGCAUGGAGGUACACACUCAGUGAAGGUGACCUGCUGUCGGCAUACUUAUUGCUGUCAUUCUACAGCUCAUUAGUACCAGAACUGGGCAUGGACCCCAGGCCUCCUGACUACGAGUCUCAUCUUUCUCUCACGCGAUGACUUCAAUACUAUUUGCAUUUUCUUGCAUGCAAAUUGUACGUUCAUCUCCUUUGACUAGUUAUCAAGUCACCUUUGGAUAUAUUGACUUUAUAUAGCAGUUCUUUCUAUAUUGAUUGUGAUAUUC
This is a messenger RNA of Cynocephalus volans (Philippine flying lemur), 3148 nucleotides long. It is a transcript of the gene ZNF275, whose product is annotated as zinc finger protein 275. Gene Ontology annotation, molecular function: RNA polymerase II cis-regulatory region sequence-specific DNA binding; DNA-binding transcription factor activity, RNA polymerase II-specific. Gene Ontology annotation, biological process: regulation of transcription by RNA polymerase II. NCBI's taxonomy places the organism in Eukaryota, Metazoa, Chordata, Mammalia, Dermoptera, Cynocephalidae. The record is from RefSeq and is a predicted model, not a curated record. The transcript is spliced from 6 exons. The coding region runs from base 146 to 1633 and encodes 495 amino acids.